Molecule: messenger RNA, 529 nt
Organism: Aphanomyces astaci
Lineage: Eukaryota; Oomycota; Saprolegniomycetes; Saprolegniales; Verrucalvaceae
Product: 40S ribosomal protein S28
Exons: 2
Coding region: 100-309 (69 amino acids)
Biological process (GO): maturation of SSU-rRNA; ribosomal small subunit assembly; translation
Cellular component (GO): ribosome; cytosolic small ribosomal subunit
Molecular function (GO): structural constituent of ribosome
Source: RefSeq, a predicted model, not a curated record
CUGGCCCCGCGGAUUUGCCCAACUUGACUGGAGGGAAACCCAGGAGCGCGGAUUGCAUAAUUCAUUCGAGUUCUCGCCCGCCCACUCACAUUAAUUACCAUGGAUCAACCAGUGAAGCACGCCAAGGUCAUCAAAGUGUUGGGCCGCACCGGUAACACCGGUAACGUCACCCAAGUGCGCGUGGAAUUCUUCGACGACUUCGGCGGCAAGGAAGCGCGUUCGUUGAUCCGUAACGUCAAGGGCCCCGUGCGUGAAGGCGACAUCUUGUCCUUGUUGGAAUGGGAACGCGAAGCUCGUCGUUUGAGAUAAGUGUCGGGCGGCAGCAGGUAGCCACGAGCGCGUCGUCAAGUCUUCUGCUGCGUACACUACUGCUCCAACGGGAUGUGCUGUGGAUUGUUCUCAACGGAUGAAUGCGUGCGUCCCAAGGAUCGUGGUGGUAGUAGUUGAAGAUAUGGCCAUGCCUUGUAGCCAGUCUUGAACACCUCCUUUGUACGGUUAUUUUCCAAUGAGAAUAUGUAAAUGAUGGGCA